UGAGGCUGAGAAUUUGUGUUCCGUGAGCUUCUAUCGAAGGAAGCCUCACCUUCUUCCUCUAUUCAAUUCCACCAUCGUUUCAUAAUCAUCCAUUUUAAUGGCUUCUUCAUGUUUAUUUCACAAUUUUCCUUCAAUUUCUGCACACCCUUUAACUCGCCAUAGAAAUACACCCAUUUCCCUCCAUUCCCAGUUCCUCCCUUCGAAUUCCUUAAAACUCAAAAAACAAUCUUUCCUCUUAAAUCCAAAAAUUGGGAAGCUAAGAACUCGAGGGUCUCCUUCUUUCACUCUUGUGUAUGCUGCUCAGAACAAUUUCUUGAGAGUAUUUCAGACAGUUUGGAAGGUCGGGAAGGAUGGAAUUGAGGCAGGGACAGACCUAUUACCGGACUCUGUACCAAGACCAAUUGCAAGGAUAUCUGUUGGAAUGGUUGCAUUAACAAUUGGACUCUUUUUGUUCAAGUCAAUCUUGUCUACAGCCUUAUUUGUGCUGGCUAUGAUGGGAGCAAUUUAUUUCAUAUUUAUAGCGUUGAAUAAAGAUGAAGGCCCAAGAGGAGAUGGAGGCUCCUCCUCCUCCUCCUCCCCAACCUCUACAGAAGAGACUCUUGAAGAAGCUAGAAGAAUAAUGGAGAAGUACAAGUAGCAACACCUGCUGAAAGCCAGUGUCAAAUACUAAGGAAUUUGGUAUAAUCAUUCCCCAUAAAUUGUCAAAUAUCAUCACCCUAGUCCUGCUCCCCACCUGGAUAUGAAGUUAAUAUUAGUCAACAUGAUUAAUGUUGCUUCAAAAUCCAUACAAUCUAAGCUGACUGCUUUAUGAUUUUUUGGGGUCACUUGACCGUUCAAGAAUUGCUAUAUGUGCUCGUAUCUUAUCCAAUUGGAAGUUGUAAAUACCAUGAAUUUGAGGAGCACAAGCAUAACGAACACACUGCUCUCUUUGUAAUUAAGAUGCAAAGCUAUAUUUUUCUGGGCCAUACACCAUGACCCAUUUUAUCUGCUGAGGCAAUGUUCCGUAUAUUACAUUUUUGUAAUUAUUUUGAUGUUUGAACUCUAUCCAUUGAUAUGCUUGGUGAAGAUUUAGAUUUAUCUUCAA
Benincasa hispida (wax gourd) is the source of this 1084-nucleotide messenger RNA. RefSeq lists its product as uncharacterized. The record is from RefSeq and is a predicted model, not a curated record. Lineage: Eukaryota; Viridiplantae; Streptophyta; Magnoliopsida; Cucurbitales; Cucurbitaceae.